Molecule: messenger RNA, 1592 nt
Organism: Paramuricea clavata
Lineage: Eukaryota; Metazoa; Cnidaria; Anthozoa; Malacalcyonacea; Plexauridae
Source: the annotation of a GenBank genome assembly
AUGGCCACUAUCCAUGCAUUUCUGAGGCAGCAUCAUGAUGAAGAGGAUAAUGAAAAUGGUGAAGACACUGUAGAUUAUGGACCAUCAACCAACAACAAGGUAAUUUAAUUUAAAAUCAUAGUAGUAUAAUAUAUAUAUAUAUAGUACUAUGUAUAUAUUAUAUACAGUAAGUGUAUGUAUAAAUACAGUACAAUGUCAUUUUUGUUGCAGAUUGAACGUUGGUGGCGCGAGUUACACAAUCGUCUUGAAAAGUAUUUCAAGAGGCAGUUACUAAUGUUAUUAGAGCAAGGCCACUAUGAUCAGCACAAUCAAACUGAUAGGUAGUGCUGCUUUUAUUCUAUUCUGUUUACUGCUACCAGAAAUUGUCAGUAUGAGUGGUAAUGUGGUUAUUGCAAAUAACAAACCAUUGAUUGAAAAACUCAUUAUUUUCAUCGGUAACCUAUCUUCAAAUUUUUAAAUUUAGUAAAUUUUAUAUAUUUCACUUUUUAAAAAUUCUUUAGUGUGGAAAUCUUGUUAUAAAAUUUUCGCUUUUAAAAAAAGCGCACUCUAAAGAAUUUUUUUAAACUUUCUCAAUAGUUACAGAACAUCAUGCUCUAUUGAUAUAUGUAAUAAAAGAUAGGCCACCGACUUAAUUUUUCAGAUAAAGAAAAUUUUGUGGGUAAAAUAAGCCGGAUUUAUAGCCCAUCAUGUCACCAUGGCAACAGUGACAUUGUUAAAACCACAGAGUAGAGACAUACAGAGACGUAACUGACCGUCGUAAACACUGCGGAAGAUUACGUUAUCAUGUACCCACUUUUUUUCGGUGCUCAGCAAGUUUAAAGUGAGUCGUCAUCAGGUCGUCAUCCAAUCAGAUGCAUGCAUCUAGUAACUUGCCGAGCAUGCGCACAAAAAAAGUGGGUACACUAGUUAUGUCUCUGUAUGUCUCUACUCUGUGUCAAAACUGAGUUCAUAUACUCCACUGAUGUUAGAUAUUACAUCCAAGUGUACCAAAGAAUGCACAAUCUGCAUUAAUACGCCUGUACUAUAGAGAUGUUGGGCAGAUAGGCACAACAUUAGGGUGCCACCUUAAAAGCAAGUUUAAUUUCCUUAACAGAGAUUUGUUGGCAUUUGUUUAUAUACCAAUAAUUGGAAAAGAACUGGAGGUGUUCAGAGAAACUAUAUGGAACUCGCAUAGAGUAAGGUGCCAGAAGGAUGCUUAGGUACCCAAGGGAAUACCAAAACAUUUAUAUGCAUUUCCUGAGCAAUAUGAAGCUGAACAAUGUGGUAUGUAUUGUAUGCAUUUGCUUCAAUCAAAACUGUUCAAUUGCUAGCCUGAUAUAUUCAUAUACCGACAUUAAUGAUAUACAUUCAGUUAUCUCUGAUUAACAGGUUUCAGUGUAAGCAAAGAAGCAGUUGAUGAGGUAGCCAAUCUCUCUGAAGUCAUGAGUGUUGGGGAUGAUUAUUUAACUCAUGCUGUGAGAGAAGAAUGUGAAAGAAUUAUACCUGCAAUUAAUGACGUGAAGCCAAAUGAUGCUGCAACAGCUUAUUUAUUUCUGAAGGCACAUUACAAGGAGCCAUCAGCCAGUUUAUCAGGAGUUAGUGAGAGCACCUGA